GAGACUGGUUAUUCUGUCAGUUCCUAGGGACGAUAUUGUGACGUGUGACUGACCCUAUAAUGCCUGAGCCCACCAAGUCCGCGCCCGCUCCGAAGAAGGGCUCCAAAAAGGCGGUGACCAAGGCGCAGAAGAAGGACGGCAAGAAGCGCAAGCGCAGCCGCAAGGAGAGCUACUCGGUGUACGUGUACAAGGUGCUGAAGCAGGUGCACCCGGACACGGGCAUCUCGUCCAAGGCCAUGGGCAUCAUGAACUCGUUCGUCAACGACAUCUUCGAACGCAUCGCGGGCGAGGCGUCGCGCCUGGCGCAUUACAACAAGCGCUCGACCAUCACGUCCCGGGAGAUCCAGACGGCCGUGCGCCUGCUGCUGCCCGGGGAGCUGGCCAAGCACGCCGUGUCCGAGGGCACCAAGGCCGUCACCAAGUACACCAGCUCCAAGGGAGAGAUGAAUGCAGAGAAGAAGGAAAUACAAACAGUAACUGAAAAUAUGACCCAGCACAUAGAAGUUACGAAAUAUGAAAAGUCUGAUCUGCCUGAGAACGACCGAUUAGUGUGUUUCUCCUGCCUAACUCCAACCCUGCUUUGCUGCACACUGAUUCAUCAAAAAGAGAUCAUUAUCUGAGUGGAUGAGCCCAAACGAGGUGUUUUAGAUUUCUCAUCUUAUUUUUUGUUUGAAGUACAGAAAUAGGAUUUACUUCUGUUACAGGUCUACUUACUGGGAAUUCAUUACUCCCCAUGGACUGACUACCUUUGCUUAGAAAAGUCUGAAUGAGAGGAUGGGAAAACGUCUGUAAGUGGGAUGUGAUUAAUAAAAUUUGUGGA
Molecule: messenger RNA, 820 nt
Organism: Rhinolophus ferrumequinum (greater horseshoe bat)
Lineage: Eukaryota; Metazoa; Chordata; Mammalia; Chiroptera; Rhinolophidae
Product: histone H2B type 1-M
Exons: 2
Coding region: 60-620 (186 amino acids)
Cellular component (GO): nucleosome
Molecular function (GO): protein heterodimerization activity; structural constituent of chromatin; DNA binding
Source: RefSeq, a predicted model, not a curated record